UCACCCUCUAAUGGCGCUUCCAAGCUCACUCCCAUAUUCCACCAUCAAAUCCACGCCGCCGCAUCUCUCCGCCUUCAACCACCAACCUCUAACUCUCCCAGCUACUUACCGGAGCACCACCACCACCAACCGUCGAUUCUCUAAGCUAACCUCCUUCCGAUGCUCGUCCUCCUCCUUCUCCGAGAAGCACCACAACAACGCCAACCCGCCCAAAUCCGACGACCUCGUCGAGCUCCCUCUCUUCCCUCUCCCUCUCGUCCUCUUCCCGGGAGCAACCAUCCCGCUCCAGAUCUUCGAGUACCGCUACCGCGUCAUGAUGCAGACCCUCCUCCAAUCCGAUCUCCGAUUCGGCGUCGUCUACUCCGACGCCGUCUCAGGCUCGGCGGCGGGAGUCGGAUGCGUCGGGGAGAUCAUCAAGCACGAGCGCCUCGUCGACGAUCGGUUCUUCCUAAUCUGCAAGGGCCAGGAGCGGUUCCGCGUCACGGAUCUCGUCCGCACGAAGCCUUAUCUAGUCGCGAAGGUGACGUGGCUGGAGGAUCGGCCCUCCGGGGAGGAGAAUCUCGAGGAGUUGGCGAAUGAGGUGGAGGUGCUGAUGAAGGAAGUGAUUCGAUUGUCGAAUAGGUUGAACGGGAAGGCGGAGAAGGAGGAGUCGCGGGAUCUGAGGAAGAAUCAGUUUCCGACUCCGUUCUCGUUCUUCGUCGGGAGCACGUUCGAAGGGGCGCCGAUGGAGCAGCAGGCGUUGCUGGAGCUGGAGGAUACGGCGGCGAGGUUGAAGAGAGAGAGGGAGACGCUGAGGAAUACGCUUAAUUACUUGACUGCAGCUUCUGCUGUGAAAGAUGUCUUCCCGUCGAGUUAGUUUAUUAUCGGUACUGGUCUCUCUUCGGUGUUUGAAGUUUAUUGGAUACGCUAUAUUUGAUCAUUGUGUAAAGUUUCAUAGGUACUAGAUUGUGGAGAUGUUUGAUAGGAUCCUAUAGUUUGGGUUUAUCAAGAAAUGUGUUUUGCUUGAUUGCCUCUAUGGUCAAAGCAUAUAGUCUAGUGAUGCAAGUUUAAGUUCUUAAUCCCAUAUAUUUGCUUCUUGAGUAUAUUCGUUGAAAGCCUGUUAAAAUUGAUUUCUAAAGAA
Brassica oleracea var. oleracea is the source of this 1120-nucleotide messenger RNA. Its product is annotated as lon protease. The record is from RefSeq and is a predicted model, not a curated record. The transcript has a single exon. Lineage: Eukaryota; Viridiplantae; Streptophyta; Magnoliopsida; Brassicales; Brassicaceae. The coding region runs from base 11 to 856 and encodes 281 amino acids.